AUGGAUAGUUCGCGUUCAUCUUUACCUAAUGUUGAUCGAGCUAAUUCGACACUAUUUAAACGUUAUCUUGAAGAACAACAUAAAUCAGUAGUUAAAUCGAAUGAUUAUCAACAUAUACCACUUCCUAUUAAUUCAACAAUACAAAUAACACAUACCCAUCGACAACAUCAAGGCACUUAUAUAUCGAAACCUAAUGAUAGUAAUAAUCAUACAGUUACAGCUAGCCGAAAAUAUUCCAAUGGACGAAAAUCAUCAGUUGAUAUAUCUAGACAACGUUCAUCUCAUACAAGUCGAUUUAUGAAACGUUUCCAACGUCAACAUAAAAGUCGAGAUACAGUAACAAAUGUACAAAAACGAGAUGCAAGACCACGCUUUGAAUUUCAUGAUAUUUCGUCAACAACCAAACAAACUCGAAAUGAUCAAAAAACGAAUUGUACAUGUGUUACUUUAUCUGAUGUAAAUGGACCCAAUGAUCAUCAUCUCCAUCAUUCUUCUCCGAUCAAACGUAUGUCAGUACCACGUCUUUCAUUGAAUGAACGUUUUCAUUCGUCUUCACAACAUCGACGGCAGCCAACAAUAAUACCAUCAUCAUCAUCAUCACCAUCUAAGCCUCUUCAAGCAUCAUUACCAAUGUUACCACCAAUAACAGAUAAACCUAUAGAGCCUAAAUCUGUUCCAAAUCUAUUGCAUCCAAUCGAACAAAAUUUGCCUUCAUCACCGUCCAUUGAACCAGUAACACCUAUAAAUACUGAGACUGAUACAUUAUUUCUUCUUGACUCUCCAACAGCAAAUUUACCAAACGAAUAUUGGCCUAUGAUUAACGAUUAUUUAGAAGAAUUGUCAGUGGAAAUGAGUGAUAACAUCGAUGAUGAUAUUCUUGUAGAAAUUGAAGAAUCGCUUGCACAACGUAUUUAUGAUUGUAUUAUUGAACAAGAUGAUGAAUUUGAAUAUGAUACUAAAUCUUAUUCAACAACAACCAAUGAUUCAUCUGCUUUAUCAGCACCACCAUCACAACAACCAAAAUCGAAUAAUUUAGUUUCUCAUGAAUCAAAUAAUAUACCAGCAUCACCUAUAUGUACAACUGCUAGAAAAAAAUAUUUUCAACCCAUUUGCGAACAACCACCAACACCAUUUAACGAUCUUCUCGACCGGCAUCAACAUUCAACGCCAUUCAAUCCUGUAUCGAAUCAGAUACAAAAUGAUAUUCGAUCGCCAUUUGUUCAAUCUUUGUUUGAGCCAGUAAAUCUUUUACGAACAGUUACAACUAGUGAUAAUGAUGAUUUUAAUUUUUUUCCUUCAUCACUUUCAUUUGAAAAUCAUCAAAAUUUAAACACAGACUUUAAAGUGUUUCAACAACAAGAAAAUCAAUCUAAAAAUGAAUUGUCAACAAAAUCUCAGCAGCAUCAUUCAUUACCAUUUUUAAAUCAUCUUCUUCCGCCUCGACCAACUCCAAUUGAUAGUAAUAUUUCUUCAGCAUUUAAACCUAUUGAACCAGCUAAUACACGAUCGACAACAUCAUUUGCAUUGAAACGACCUCAAGCUAUUAAUAGUUCAAUUGGAACAAAUUGGUUCGGGCAAAGUUAA
This is a messenger RNA of Rotaria socialis, 1584 nucleotides long. The record is from the annotation of a GenBank genome assembly. NCBI's taxonomy places the organism in Eukaryota, Metazoa, Rotifera, Eurotatoria, Philodinida, Philodinidae.